This is a messenger RNA of Lonchura striata (white-rumped munia), 2111 nucleotides long. RefSeq names its product CD2 molecule (gene CD2). NCBI's taxonomy places the organism in Eukaryota, Metazoa, Chordata, Aves, Passeriformes, Estrildidae. Gene Ontology annotation, cellular component: membrane. The record is from RefSeq and is a predicted model, not a curated record.
UGAGCAUUGAGGAGGACAAGGGCCCUAUCUGUCCCUCCAGCUGGGUGGACAAACCUCCAGGGCAUUCCUGCAUUUUAGUGCCCAUUUUCUUUGUGUCUCCAUGUUGCCUCCAUGCAGACAAAACACUCUGUUGGGGCUUAUUUCCGCCUCUGCUAGAAAUGAGAAGUGCUGGAGGAGAGGAGGAGGGCACAAAGGCUGUGCCGACAUGUCCCAUCACUGCUUGCUCACAGCAGAAAACCUUCUCACCUGCCAGGAGCUAUCACUAGACAAGGCAACACUGGAUGUUUUUUGACCCUGAAAAUGAACUUUAGGAGGAUUUUCCUAGUCAAGUGCUUGCUGCUUUUAUUUCCCACUGUAAAAUGCAUCAGCACCAGCUGGAUUUACAAGGCAGUGAAUGAGACAGCUCUUCUCAGCAUCACUGCUCCUGGGAACAUCUAUGAGGCAACAUGGACUAGAGGGGGACAAAGGCUGGUUCAGAUCAAAGAUAACAAAACUAAGCACUUUGUGAACAAGGAGCAGUGCAGGUGUGCCAUACUCCGGAAUGGGACUCUGCAAAUCCAGCGUGUGGAGAAAGUGGACAGUGGAAACUACACGGUGAUGGUUUAUCAGAAGGAUGGAAAACUGAAGGCGGAAGAAAAUGUCAUAUUCUUUGUUCAGGAACCUGUCCCUCAGCCAGUCCUCAUCGCUGAAUGCAGGAAUAAAAGUGUAUCUGUCAAGUGUGAAGCAAAACAGAAGGCCAAGAAUGAAGCAAAAGAGAAGGGAAAGGAUGAAGCAUUUACAAUAGAACUGACUCAACCCAAUGGCAAAAAAAUCCAAAAGAAUGCAACAGUGCUGGAAUGGCACGGGUGGAAUUCAGGGACGUUCCGAUGCGUUGCUAAGAACCAAGUCAGUGAAAAAAUGACUGAAAAAGCAAUUAAAUGCUCAGGCAAGAUGGACUUUUAUCUCAUCUUAGGCAUAGCAGGAGGUGCAGUCUUCUUUGUCAUCUUUGUGAUUUGUCUUAUUUAUUGUAUCAGAAGGAAGAAAACAAAAAGGAAUGAAGUUUAUGAGGAGGAGCGAGUGAUGCAGACUCUGCCCAUGGACCGUGAGAAUGGGAUGCGGGAGCUGUCUCAGCCUCCAUCCAGGCCCACCCCGAAGCAGCUGCGAGUGCAGCAGCGGCCGCUGCCCCCGCAGCCCCAGGAGCCCCAGCAGCCACGGCCCCAGCCACGGCCCCGCACGCAGCCACGGACUCCAAACCUCCCGAGACAAAGGCCCUGAGAGACAUCCUGGGAGGAGGGAUGCUGGUCUCUGCUCCACCAUUCACUGGGAAAAGAAAGUUCCUGACAGCCAGGAGCCCCUCCUGCCCAGCCCUGUGUCAUGCUCAGCUAUGAAAAGGCAGCUUUCAUUGCAGAAGAUUAGAGACAGCACCAAACGGAGACGAGAAGACUCAAGGUGAUGGGCAUUCAUCCCUGUGGCCAUUUUUCCAUGGGUGUCUUCAUGUUAGGAUAUGGAGCACUCAGGCCUAAAACUGUGUCUUUCUGUGGUUCAGUUGUUUUCACUGCACCUUGUGGUCUUCAUGCUUUUUGGAUGGUUUUCACCAAGAAGAAGCUAAAGCUCUACUGAGACAAAACAGACCUAUGGAUUUUACACAAUUUCAUCUCCUGCUACACAGUAGGACAGCUCUCUGGCUUCAGCAUCAAAUACAUGGCCUCCUGGAACAAAAAUUAGUUGUAUGUAAUUAAAUAUUUGUAAGAAGUUGAAAGGAUUCUUGUCAUAUAAUGCAGAGAAAAAAAUAUUGAAAGUAUGUGUGAGAACCUUGAAGGACCUGUGUCAGAAAAACACAAAUGAGAAAGGGAGAACUUUUUCCUUUUCUUCAUUUCCCUUUCUCCACUGUGUUUAGAAAAGAAACUGUAGGCUUGAAUUGCAGCAGUUAGGUCAGUAUUUUGUUUUUAAUGAAACACUGAGAGUGAUUUCUGGGAGAGGUUCUCCAGCAUUGGGGUUUCAAAGAGUGGGUGAGAAAACAUUCUGUGAAGCCUUUUUGUUCUGAUCGUGCUACACAGCUUCUUCAGGGACAGUUUCAACUCAGUUUUCUGUGACUUUUAGGCAAAUAAAACAAACCUUUAUUAGUAGCAUAA